Grammomys surdaster is the source of this 6779-nucleotide messenger RNA. RefSeq names its product sidekick cell adhesion molecule 2 (gene Sdk2). Lineage: Eukaryota; Metazoa; Chordata; Mammalia; Rodentia; Muridae. The record is from RefSeq and is a predicted model, not a curated record. Gene Ontology annotation, molecular function: protein binding. The transcript has 40 exons. The annotation marks the transcript as partial.
AUGUUGGGGGGCCUGCUGACCCCAUUGCACCAACCAUCAUCAUCCCACCCAAGAACACCAGUGUUGUAGCUGGGACCUCGGAGGUGACCAUGGAGUGUGUGGCCAACGCCAGGCCUCUGAUCAAGCUGCACAUCGUGUGGAAGAAAGAUGGGGCUCUGCUCUCCAAUGGGAUCAGUGACUACAACCGCAGGCUCACCAUCACCAACCCCACAGUCAGCGACGCCGGGUACUACGAGUGUGAGGCCAUGCUGCGAAGCAGCAGCGUGGCCCCUGUCACCCGGGGCGCCUACCUCUCAGUGCUGGAGCCACCUCAGUUUGUCAGAGAGCCUGAGAGACACAUCACAGCCGAGAUGGAGAAGGUGGUAGACAUUCCCUGUCGAGCUAAAGGGGUGCCGUCUCCCUCCAUCACCUGGUACAAGGACGCUGCGUUGGUGGAGGUGGGAAAGCUAACACGCUUCAAGCAGCGUAGCGAUGGCAGCCUGCAGAUCAGCAGCCUGCUGCCCGAUGACACCGGCAUGCUCCAGUGUUUUGCCCACAACGCAGCUGGUGAGGCCCAGACCUCUACCUACCUGGCCGUCACCAGCAUCGCCCCUAAUAUCACCAGAGGGCCCCUUGAUAGCACAGUGAUUGACGGCAUGUCGGUGGUCCUGGCAUGUGAGACCUCAGGGGCACCACGGCCUGCUAUCACUUGGCAGAAAGGGGAGCGCAUCUUAGCCAGUGGCUCUGUCCAGCUGCCCCGCUUCACCCUGCUGGAGUCUGGCAGCCUGCUCAUUAGCCCAACCCAUAUCUCGGACGCUGGUACCUACACCUGUUUGGCCACCAACUCUCGGGGAGUGGACGAGGCCUCCGCAGACCUGGUCGUAUGGGCCCGGACACGUAUCACGAAGCCACCCCAGGACCAGAGCGUCAUCAAGGGCACCCAGGCCUCCAUGGUGUGUGGAGUGACCCACGAUCCCAGAGUGACUGUCAGGUACGUGUGGGAGAAGGAUGGGGCCACCCUGGCCGUGGAGACUAAUCCUCGGAUCCGCCUGGACAGAAACGGCUCCCUACAUAUCUCGCAGACGUGGUCAGGGGACAUUGGCACAUAUACCUGCCGGGUACUCUCAGCUGGUGGCAAUGACUCGCGAAAUGCCCACCUGCGAGUCAGGCAGCUUCCCCAUGCUCCUGAGCACCCCGUGGCAACGCUUAGCACUGUGGAGAGACGCGCCAUCAACCUGACCUGGGCCAAACCCUUCGACGGCAACAGCCCUCUGCUGCGCUACAUCUUGGAGAUGUCAGAAAACAAUGCUCCCUGGACCAUACUCCUGGCCAGCGUGGACCCAGAAGCCACCUCAGUGAUGGUCAAGGGACUGGUUCCCGCUCGUUCCUACCAGUUCCGCCUCUGCGCUGUCAACGAUGUGGGCAAAGGACAGUUUAGCAAGGACACAGAAAGGGUCUCCCUUCCCGAGGAACCUCCCACGGCCCCUCCACAGAACGUCAUCGCCAGCGGUCGGACCAACCAAUCCAUCAUGAUCCAAUGGCAACCACCUCCCGAGAGCCACCAGAACGGGAUCCUCAAGGGCUACAUCAUCAGAUACUGCCUGGCGGGGCUACCUGUUGGGUACCAGUUUAAGAACAUCACAGAUGCUGACGUCAACAACCUGUUGCUGGAGGACCUCAUCAUUUGGACCAAUUAUGAGAUCGAGGUGGCUGCCUACAACAGCGCCGGGCUGGGUGUCUACAGCAGCAAAGUCACCGAGUGGACGCUGCAGGGAGUUCCCACGGUGCCCCCGGGCAAUGUACACGCAGAAGCCACGAAUUCUACAACCAUCCGCUUCACCUGGAAUGCCCCCAGCCCCCAGUUCAUCAACGGCAUCAACCAGGGCUACAAGCUGAUUGCCUGGGAGCCAACCCAAGAAGAGGAGGUUACCAUGGUGACUGCCAGGCCCAACUUUCAAGACAGCAUCCAUGUGGGCUUCGUGUCCGGUCUGAAAAAAUUCACAGAGUACUUCACGUCGGUGCUCUGCUUCACCACACCGGGAGAUGGGCCUCGAAGCAGCCCCCAGCUGGUGCGCACCCAUGAGGACGUGCCUGGACCCGUGGGACACCUGAGCUUCAAUGACAUCCUGGACACCUCUCUGAAGGUCAGCUGGCAGGAGCCUGGAGAGAAGAAUGGCAUCCUGACAGGGUACCGGAUCUCCUGGGAAGAGUACAACAGAACCAAUACCCGUGUGACCCACUACCUGCCCAACGUAACCCUGGAGUACCGAGUCACGGGCCUCACGGCGCUCACCACCUACACUAUAGAGGUGGCUGCUAUGACCUCCAAGGGCCAGGGCCAGGUGUCGGCCUCUACUAUUUCAUCUGGUGUGCCUCCAGAGCUUCCGGGGGCACCCACCAACCUGGGCAUCUCCAACAUUGGUCCACGAUCCGUGACCUUACAGUUCAGGCCCGGCUAUGACGGAAAGACAUCCAUCUCCCGCUGGGUGGUGGAGGCUCAGGUGGGCGUGAUCGGGGAGGGAGAGGAAUGGUUGCUGAUCUACCAACUCGGCAAUGAGCCUGAUGCACGUUCUAUGGAAGUGCCGGACCUCAACCCCUUCACCUACUACAGCUUCCGCAUGCGCCAGGUGAACAUCGUUGGCACCAGCCCACCCAGUCAACCCUCUAGAAAGAUCCAGACCCUCCAGGCGCCCCCAGACAUGGCCCCAGCCAAUGUGACUCUGCGCACAGCCAGUGAGACCAGCUUGUGGCUCCGAUGGAUGCCCCUCCCAGAAAUGGAAUACAAUGGCAACCCUGAGUCGGUGGGCUACAAGAUCAAGUACAGCCGGUCUGACGGCCACGGCAAGACACUGAGCCACACGGUACAAGACCGAGUGGAGCGAGAGUACACUAUUGAGGACCUGGAGGAGUGGACAGAGUACCGUGUCCAGGUCCAGGCCUUCAAUGCCAUCGGGAGCGGGCCCUGGAGCCAGGCGGUGGUGGGCAGGACCCGGGAAUCAGUCCCAUCCUCUGGCCCCACCAACGUGUCAGCUCUGGCCACCACCUCUAGUAGCAUGCUGGUCCGCUGGAGCGAGAUCCCAGAGGCAGAUCGAAAUGGCCUCGUGCUGGGCUACAAGGUGAGAUACAAGGAGAAGGACUCAGACUCCCAGGCCCGGUUCUGGCUGGUAGAAGGCAACUCGUCCCGCAGUGCCCAGCUCACAGGCCUGGGAAAGUAUGUGCUCUACGAGGUCCAGGUUCUGGCCUUCACACGCAUCGGCGACGGCAGCCCUAGCCACCCUCCCAUCCUGGAGCGGACACUGGAUGAUGUCCCAGGCCCCCCCAUGGGCAUCCUGUUUCCAGAGGUGAGAACCACAUCUGUGCGGCUCAUCUGGCAGCCCCCUGCAGCCCCCAACGGCAUCAUUCUGGCCUACCAGAUCACACACCGGCUCAAUGCCACUACAGCCAACACCGCCACAGUGGAGGUCCUGGCACCCAGCGCCCGCCAGUACAUGGCCACAGGCCUCAAGCCAGAGUCGGUCUACCUAUUCCGUAUCACAGCCCAAACCCGCAAAGGCUGGGGAGAGGCUGCUGAGGCCUUGGUAGUGACGACAGAGAAGAGAGACCGGCCACAGCCCCCUAGCAAGCCUGUGAUACAGCAGGAAGACGUGAAAGCACGCAGCGUGCUGCUAUCCUGGGAGCCAGGCAGCGAUGGGCUCUCCCCAGUACGCUACUACACCAUCCAGACGCGGGAGCUGCCCAGCGGCAGGUGGGCACUGCACUCAGCCUCCGUGAGCCACAAUGCCUCCGCCUUCACUGUGGACAGACUCAAACCCUUUACAUCCUACAAGUUCCGAGUGAAGGCGACCAACGACAUCGGGGACAGCGAGUUCAGUGAGGAAUCAGAGUCGCUGACCACCCUGCAGGCAGCCCCAGAUGAGGCACCCACCAUCCUGUCGGUGACUCCCCACACCACCACCUCUGUGCUAAUCCGAUGGCAGCCUCCGUCUGAGGACAAGAUCAACGGCAUCCUCUUGGGCUUCCGAAUCCGGUACCGGGAGCUGCUCUAUGACGGGCUGAGGGGCUUCACUCUUCGAGGCAUCAACAACCCCGGGGCCAAGUGGGCUGAGCUCACCUCCUUGUACUCCAUGCGGAACCUGACCCGGCCCAGCCUCACGCACUACGAGCUGGACAAUCUGAGCAAGCACAAGCGUUACGAGAUCCGUAUGAGCGUGUACAACGCCGUGGGUGAGGGACCCUUGAGCCCACCGCAAGAGGUCUUUGUCGGGGAGGCAGUGCCCACGGCUGCACCACAGAACGUGGCCAUCCACAGUGCCACAGCCACACAGCUGGAUGUGACGUGGGAGCCGCCCCCAGUGGACAACCAGAAUGGAGACAUCCAAGGAUACAAGAUUUAUUUCUGGGAAGUCCAGCGGAGGAACCUCACGGAGAGGGUGAAGACUCUCUUCCUGGCUGAGAAUAGCGUGAAACUCAAGAACCUGACGGGCUACACUGCCUACAUGGUCAGCGUGGCCGCCUUCAAUGCUGCGGGGGAUGGGCCUCGGAGCACCCCAACCCAGGGCCAAACUCAGCAAGCAGCCCCCAGUGCCCCAGGCUCAGUCAAGUUCAGCGAACUGACCACUACCUCAGUGAAUGUGUCCUGGGACGCCCCACAAUUCCCCAACGGUCCUCUGGAGGGCUACCGGCUGGUGUAUGAACCCUGCACCCCAGUGGAUGGGGUCAGCAAGAUUGUGACCGUGGACGUGAAGGGGAACAGCCCACUGUGGCUAAAAGUGAAGGAUCUGACCGAGGGCAUGACCUAUCGUUUCCGAAUCAAAGCCAAGACCUUCACCUACGGGCCUGAGAUUGAAGCCAACAUCACUACGGGCCCUGGAGAAGGUGCCCCAGGACCACCAGGAGUGCCAAUCAUCGUUCGGUACAGCUCAGCCAUUGCCAUCCACUGGUCCAGCGGAGAUCCUGGCAAAGGACCCAUCACACGCUACGUAAUAGAGGCCAGGCCUUCAGAUGAGGGGCUCUGGGACAUCCUCAUCAAGGAUAUCCCCAAGGAGGUGACUUCCUAUACCUUCAGCAUGGACAUCCUGAAGCCAGGUGUAAGCUACGACUUCCGCGUCAUCGCAGUCAAUGACUACGGCUUUGGCACUCCCAGCAGCCCCUCCCAGUCUGUGCCAGCCCAGAAAGCCAGCCCGUUUUAUGAGGAAUGGUGGUUCUUGGUGGUCAUUGCCCUUGUGGGUCUCAUUUUCAUCCUGCUUCUGGUCUUUGUACUCAUCAUCCGAGGUCAGAGCAAGAAGUACUCCAAGAAGACAGAUUCAGGAGGGAAUACCAAGUCAGGUGCGCUCGGCCACGGGGAGAUGCUGAGUUUGGAUGAAAGCAGUUUCCCCGCUCUGGAACUCAACAACCGGCGGCUGUCCGUAAAGAACUCCUUCUGCAGGAAGAACGGCUUGUACACCAGGUCCCCUCCCAGGCCCAGUCCGGGCAGCCUACAUUACUCUGAUGAAGAUGUCACCAAGUACAAUGACCUCAUCCCAGCUGAGAGCAGCAGUCUGACUGAGAAGCCCUCGGAGAUCUCUGAUUCCCAGGGGAGUGACAGCGAGUACGAAGUGGACACGAACACCCAGAAAGCCCACUCAUUCGUCAACCAUUACAUCAGUGACCCCACAUAUUACAACUCUUGGCGGCGUCAACAGAAAGGCAUCUCUCGGGCCCAGGCCUACAGCUACACAGAGAGCGAUUCCGGCGAACCUGACCACGUCACUGUCCCCAACAGCAACAGCACCCAGCAAGGCAGCCUUUUCCGGCCCAAGGCCAGCCGGACUCCAACGCCCCAAAACCCCCCAAACCCCCCAAGUCAGCAGAGCACCCUCUACCGUCCCCCCAGCAGCCUUGCCCCGGGCUCCCGGGCACCCAUAGCUGGGUUCUCAUCCUUUGUUUGACAUCAAAAAAGGAGAAAGAAUGGGGGAAGGAAAAAAAAAGACACCAAAAUCCUCCUUUGCCACUUCCCAAAACGCCUGCCAGAAACACACAAGAAAACCCCACCAAGACAUCGACUCAAGUUUUCACCUCCCAAGUUUGUUUUUCCAGAGAUUCCAGGGCCAGCAAAGCCGGGUUGGAGGACAGGCAGAGGGAGAAGAAACCCACAGGAGGGCUUGGACACAUGUGACCUGCAGUGGCUUCACAUCCUUGGGGUCCGGUUUGCGGUGCGGAGGGCUGGAGACCAGAUAGUCUCACUUCUGUCGACGACAGAGGGGCUUGGGACCCUGGAGAGAGGGAGCCAUAAGGCACGUGGGGCUGAGGGAUGGGAAGGCUUCUGGAGACGCAGCUAGCCGGCUUCACCCCUCACACUUGUGCUGGAUUCCUGAGCUUGCUGUUCUUGCCCCUCUGCAAAGAGGAUGGGUGCACUCAGAGGCCAAGCCUGCCUGCUGUAUCUGGCUCUUGGCUCUUCCUGUCAGGUGUCCCAUGGCCCUGUCACCCUGCUGCCCUGCCUUAGCACCCUCCAAGUGUUCAACUUCUUCACCAAGCAUUUGGCUUAUUUUUUUGAAGGGGAGAGGGAGGAGAAAAAUCAAAUGGUAAGAAUCCACUUAGCAACUUCCUUGUUCCUACAAAACAAUUUUUUUUUUUAAUAAUUGUGAAUUCAAGGAAGAGGGCCUAAGGUUUGGGAGAGAAAGAAUCCCUCCACAGCCACAUAAUCCUGAAUGCUGAUAAGGAGAGGUAAUAUCUGGGGAAUGGAGACCCAAGGUGCUGGCUCCACACUAAGGGGUGCAGGAAAUCAGACAUGCAAGGAUAAAGCCUUGACUGUUUCCUUCUGA